GGUCAGAUUGAAAGUUCGAAGUUUAUUCGGAGAAGAAAGUAAAAUUUUGAAAAUCUUGUUCUGUGUAAAGUUUAUGGCGGUUGAAAUUUGUACCGAUGCACUGUAGAGGUCACUGAGCUUGACUUUUCGCUUUACAGUUACACACAACUCACAGCAAGGAGGUUGCAAACUUUCAAAAACAAUCACGAUUUGUCAAAUAAGAUUUCGAUGACAGUUCUGUAAGAAAUAAUAGACUUUCUGUACUACUCAAAAAUGUCAGACAUUGGAUCUAACAUUAUCAACGAGUAUUUAAUUUUAAAAAGGAUCUUUUCUCAUCUUCUACCCAAAGAUUUACUCUCAGCUUCUUUGGUCUGCAAGGAUUGGCAUACAGUUGCCAAACGAGUCCUACAAGAAUUUGGAGGCCCAUUGGGUUACGUAUGGGACCCGAAAGAAAACUGGCCCAAUUUCAACAGGCAGAUCCUUCCAAAAGUCAUUUUGCAUUUUGACAUUUUCAAUGAGGGUAAAAUAAAUGAAAAUACUGAACUCAUCACAUUGGAAACAGAAAAGAUCAUAUUUAAACUUAAAGAAAAUUACCCCCUUUACUACAAGUUCUACACAACAAGCAAUCGAUGUUUUAUCGGAAGCAAUUUCAGCAAUAAGACACACAAUAAAAUAGACACAAAAACAGGUUCAGAGCUCAAUGCUCUACAAUCAGUCUUAUUGUUAAAUGACAGUCCUGGUUGUACUAUUAAAACAUUUGAAAUAACUUCAAAAAGUGACCUGAAGAAAGAGGUUAUAAACAAAUUCCAAUCAAGAGAUAUCAAAGGGAUUAUCUUGAUUGGCAACUUCAUACCCAAUUUUCAAAAUUCGAUGAAAACACUUUUCAAAGGGCUAGAAAGGCUCAACGCUCCAUUGGCAGGAGGCAGAUGCUAUUCUUUAUUUCGGGUCGAUGAUGUAUCUAGAAUUGACAAUAAGGAAACAAAUGAACUAACUAAUAUUGAAAUAUUGGGGAUUACGUUCGAAGGGGAAAAUGUUACAACCAAUUCAGCCGUACAUAAACUCAAAAUGGACCACGAUAAGUUUUUAAAAGAGUUUUCUGAAGAGGUAGGACCGAGACCGGACAAUAGUACAAGGAUAGCAUUUUUAUUUGUUUGUGUAGACAGGAUUGAUAUAUUUUCUGAAGAAUACGAGUGGAAAUUGUUGAAAAAAUACUUUCCUAAUGUACCAGUUUAUGGCUUUUUUUGCUAUGGUGAAUAUUUCUUGAAAGGAAAAGAAAAUCAGACCAGCCCUUUACCCAAGAAAAGGAAAGUAUACAAUCAGAAUCCAGAUGCCUUCUAUUAUCAGAGUACUUCAUAUCUUAUCGUAACUAUAAAAAAUCAUUUGUAAAUAAUUUUUAAUUUUUUUUAACAAUCUUCUGUAUAUAUAU
Molecule: messenger RNA, 1405 nt
Organism: Cimex lectularius (bed bug)
Lineage: Eukaryota; Metazoa; Arthropoda; Insecta; Hemiptera; Cimicidae
Exons: 9
Coding region: 253-1365 (370 amino acids)
Biological process (GO): positive regulation of proteasomal ubiquitin-dependent protein catabolic process; protein polyubiquitination
Molecular function (GO): protein binding
Source: RefSeq, a predicted model, not a curated record